Messenger RNA from Rhagoletis zephyria (snowberry fruit fly), 425 nucleotides. RefSeq names its product formin-binding protein 1-like. The record is from RefSeq and is a predicted model, not a curated record. Lineage: Eukaryota; Metazoa; Arthropoda; Insecta; Diptera; Tephritidae.
AUGCUAAAAGAAAACACUGUACGGAAACAAAUUCUGAUGAGCGUUUUCAAUCGCCUCCAAGAGUUGGAUGAGAAGCGCACAGGCGGCAUACGUGAAUUCAUAAUUGGCACCGCAGAGGUUGAAUCGGCCGUAGCGCCUAUUAUUGCACGGUGCAUGGAGGGUAUUGUUAAGGCGGGCGAGUCAAUAAACGAAAAGGAGGACUCCUUUAAAGUCAUAGAAAGAUAUCAAUCGGGCUUCACACCACCAACUGACAUACCAUUCGAUGAUUUGUCAAAGCAAAAUCUUGAUUCAUCAUCAGAUUCCCGUGUGCAGUCAAGUCAUUUCACCGUUAAGGGCACCAUUAGCACGAGAGUCAAGAAACGCCCAGCGAUUUUCAGCUUCUUCGGCAGCAAUAAGGUAAGUGCGUAGUGUAAUUUUAGAAUGUU